This is a messenger RNA of Mercurialis annua (annual mercury), 1258 nucleotides long. RefSeq lists its product as uncharacterized. The record is from RefSeq and is a predicted model, not a curated record. Gene Ontology annotation, cellular component: catalytic step 2 spliceosome; post-spliceosomal complex; Prp19 complex. Bases 42 to 950 code for a protein of 302 amino acids. The transcript is spliced from 2 exons. NCBI's taxonomy places the organism in Eukaryota, Viridiplantae, Streptophyta, Magnoliopsida, Malpighiales, Euphorbiaceae. Gene Ontology annotation, biological process: generation of catalytic spliceosome for second transesterification step; mRNA 3'-splice site recognition.
UUUAGUAUUCUUCUACAGCAGACAAACAGAGACACACAGCCAUGGCUCGUAACGAAGAGAAAGCACAGUCUAUGCUCAAUCGAUUCAUAACAUUCAAAGAACAAGAGAAAAAGAAGCCCAAAGAACGCCGCCCCUAUCUCGCUUCCGAAUGCCGCGAUCUCGCCGAAGCCGACCGAUGGCGCCAGCAAAUCCUCGGAGAAAUCGGCCGAAAAGUCGCCGAAAUUCAAAACGAAGGCCUCGGAGAGCACCGCCUCCGUGACCUAAACGACGAAAUCAACAAACUCAUCCGUGAAAAGGUACAUUGGGAGCGCCGGAUAAUUGAACUCGGCGGUCCUAAUUACACCAAACAUGCUCCUAAGAUGACUGACCUAGACGGUAACAUAAUCGACGUGCCAAACCCUAGCGGUCGUGGCCCGGGGUAUCGGUACUUCGGAGCAGCGAAGAAGCUUCCUGGAGUGAGGGAGUUGUUCGAGAAGCCGCCGGAGUUGAGGAAGAGGAAGACUAGGUAUGACAUAUAUAAGCGAAUAGAUGCGAGUUAUUACGGAUAUAGGGACGAUGAGGACGGGGUUUUGGCGAAGGUGGAGGUGCCGGCGGAGAAGAGGAUGAGGGCGUUGGCUGUGGAGGAUUGGAAGAUGAUGGAUGAGAUUAGGAAGGAGGCUAGGAAGGGAGCUAUGGAGGUUGUGAGCGUUGGCGCGGUGGCGGCAGAGGUUUUGGUAGAGGAGGAGGAGGAUGUUGUGGAGGAAGAAAGGAUGAUUGAGAGGGAGAAGGAGGAUAAGGAAAGGAUGGAGAAGAUGAAGGAGUUUGUUGUUCAUGUUCCAUUGCCCGACGAGAAGGAGAUUGAGAGAAUGAUUGUCGAGAAGAAGAAGAUGGAGCUGUUGAGUAAGUAUGCGAGUGAAGGGUUGCUGGAAGAACAGAGUGAGGCUAAGGCUAUGCUUAAUAUUCAGCGUUAGAGAUAAAGAGAAGUGUUGGGUCUUCUAAGUGAAAUGCAUGUAGAUGGUGCCACCUAACAUAUGGCUGCCCGGUUAGCUGUUACCUUAUUACUUCCCUGCUAACUUCCCUGCCUAGCAUGUAUACUACAAUGAAGUUGACGACUUUGCUUUUCUGGUAAAGUACAUUGAUGGGUAUGCAGUAAAGUGAUUGUUGGAGGUUGCAACUUUCUGUUUUUAUAGUUCAGAAUAGAGAAACCCGUCGUCCUAUGAUGAUUUCCAAAUCUUUUUCGAAUGAAAAUUAAGCUUAUUGAUAGCGUGAUUUCUUUCAA